AGCUUUGGUAAGCAAGCAUAUCGGGACGUGACGGCUCCGUACUAUACGCGCAAAUUAUACGAUUGAAGGCAGUGAGAAGGGAUAUACGAACGAACGAAUUGACAGAGUAACGAGAAGUCCGACCACGAAUCGACCCCCCAAACACCACAAACACAAUGGCCGCCCCACGCGCAAGCACCUCCCUCCUCCGCGCCCUGCGCUCCUCCUCCAACCCAUGUCUCCGCACGUCUGCGCCGCGAUUCGCGCGUCUGGCGACUAUCAGCUGUGCGCGGACGUUCUGCGUCUCGGCGAGGAGAAUGGGGGGGUUGGUGAAUGGGAAGAAGAAUGAGGGGGAGUUGGGGGUUGGGGAGCUGGAGGGUGCGGAGGGGGCGAUGGCGCCGAUUGUUAGGGUUGGGGAGGAUGAGGGGACUAUGAGGGCUAGGCUUGUUUACCAAUCCCGCAAACGCGGCAUCCGCGAAGCCGACCUCCUCCUCUCCACCUUCGCCGACGCCCACCUCCCCACCAUGACCCACGCCCAAAUGACCGCCUACGACCGCCUCCUCGACGAGAACGACUGGGACAUCUACUACUGGGCCACGCAACCCGACGAGCCCGGAUCCACAUCUACUCCUACACCUGGCAAGGCGCCGGUGGAUGAGAAGGGGGGGAAGAUUGUGGAGCCGGCGAAGGGGGAGUGGGCGCAGACGCUGGGGACUUAUAGGCCUGCGUACCGACCGGUGCCCGGGAGGUGGGAGGGAAGUGAGAUUUUGGAGAGGUUGAGGGAGCAUGUUUGGUCGAGGAGGGCGGAGGGGGGGGGGCAGGGGGGGGGGAUGGCGUUUAUGCCUGGGUUGAGGGGGUAG
Messenger RNA from Pseudogymnoascus verrucosus, 839 nucleotides. RefSeq names its product succinate dehydrogenase assembly factor 2 (gene EMI5). NCBI's taxonomy places the organism in Eukaryota, Fungi, Ascomycota, Leotiomycetes, Thelebolales, Thelebolaceae. Gene Ontology annotation, biological process: tricarboxylic acid cycle; mitochondrial electron transport, succinate to ubiquinone; mitochondrial respiratory chain complex II assembly. The transcript is spliced from 2 exons. Bases 156 to 839 code for a protein of 227 amino acids. Gene Ontology annotation, cellular component: mitochondrion. The record is from RefSeq and is a predicted model, not a curated record.